Messenger RNA from Rattus rattus (black rat), 7461 nucleotides. RefSeq names its product polycystin 1 like 2 (gene Pkd1l2). The record is from RefSeq and is a predicted model, not a curated record. The transcript has 45 exons. NCBI's taxonomy places the organism in Eukaryota, Metazoa, Chordata, Mammalia, Rodentia, Muridae. Gene Ontology annotation, cellular component: membrane. Gene Ontology annotation, molecular function: calcium channel activity; carbohydrate binding; calcium ion binding. The coding region runs from base 1 to 7461 and encodes 2486 amino acids. Gene Ontology annotation, biological process: detection of mechanical stimulus.
AUGGUAGGCUUGGUGCUUCUGUGGCUCACACUGAGCACUGGGGCCGCGGUGGCUAAGGCAGAAGGAAGCGGUCUCUGCUCAAGGAGCCAGGUGUUCUUCAGAGACACUUGCUAUGAGUUUGUGCCGCUGGAACACACGUUCCACGGUGCCCAGGGCUGGUGUGAACGGCGCGGAGGUCAUCUGGUCUUCAUCCCUGGUGAAGACACCCAGCAGUUCCUGCAGAGACACAUUACCCAGGACAGAGAAUGGUGGAUCGGGCUCACGGGAGGCACAGCGCACAACGGUACUACAGGAGGCUCUGGGAUCUGGCUGGACACCUCGAACGUGAACUACAGCAACUGGCGGGAAGGGCAAGCCACGCCCGCCCCGGGGGCCUGCGGCUACAUCGGGAGUGGUCCUUCAUCCCAAUGGGCUGCCGUAGAGGAUUGCGCUCAGACCUUUGCCUUCAUCUGCGAGUUCGGGGUCGGCCACAGUCUGGCUUGUGAGGGCCACAACAUCACCAUGCACUGCGACUCAGGAGAGGUCAUCCUAGUCCAAGAUGCUUUCUACGGGCGCCAGACCCCCUAUUUGUGCACCCGGGGUAUCUGGCCUCCCCCAGACCUGGAGGGAGACUGUGACUGGGUCAGCGUCAAGGAUGAGGUGGCAGGCCAGUGCCAGGGGCUGCAGGCAUGCCAGGUUGCGGCAGAUGGGACCUACUUUGGAGACCCGUGCCCCACUAGGGGCAGCUACCUGUGGGUGCAGUACCAGUGUCUGGAAGGCCUGCGGCUGGUGGUGCCCAACGGGAGCUUCGCCUUUGACAAUGUCACCAUCUCCCUGAUGUGGCUCCUUUCUCCCUACACUGGAAACCUGUCCUGUGUACUCAGCAUGGGAGAUGGCUAUACCUUUGACCCCUACUACCCUGCCAGUGUGUCCAGCAAUGUGACCCACCAGUUCACCUCUCCCGGGGAGUUCACGGUGUUUGCUGAGUGUACGACCAGCGAGUGGCACGUGACCGCUCAGAAGCAAGUGAUCCUCCGAGAGAAGAUGGAGACGCCCCGUGUCACUGGGUGCUCUGGCCUGUCUGGAUCUGGAGCCGGCCUUCUCUGUCAGGCUGUCUUUGGGGAACCCCUGUGGGUUCAGAUGGAUCUGGAUGGAGGAGUCGGGGCGACUUACGCUGUGCUUUCGGGUAAUAGAACUCUGGCUGAGCUCACCACCCCAAGGGGCUCGCAGCUUUACAAUCUGACCCUGGGGAGAGACAUCCAGGAGCUGCUGGGCCCUGGGAGGCACCACCUGAAGAUCCAAGAUGUCAGCACCAGCACGGCCUCCGCCCGUUCGGGAACCUUCACUGUGCACUUUGUGGAGCUGCUGUCGGGGCUUCGGGCCUCCUGGGCUUCUGACCGCGUGGAGCUCGGGUGGGACUUGUUGGUCAAUGUCUCGGUGGCUCAUGGUACCCUGGAGGAGCUGACCUUCGAGGUGGCGGGACUCAAUGCGAACUUCUCCCGGAAGGAAGAGAGCGGUGGGCGGUCAUCUGGGAGCUACCGCGUGGCUGUUCCUGAUGAAGGCACCUUCCUGGUCACUGUGCACGUGCGGAACGCUUUCUCAGACCUGAGCUUGGACAUCGGGAACGUCACGGUCACUGCCCCUUCCAGUCUCCGAGAACUGUCUGGAAUGAAAGCCAAGCAGAGAACGUGGACCAACAGCAAGCAUCAAGAGUGUGCGCUCGAGGGUGUGCCCAGAGGGGACGUGAAGAUCGGGAAGGUGGCUCAGUGGGGACACAAGCGGGACAUGAAGGUGUUCACUGAGCCUGAACUGUACGUGGACCCUUUCACAGAAGUCACACUGGGCUGGCCGGAUGAUGACCCAGGCUUGGACUUCCACUGGUCCUGUGGACAUUGCUGGGCUCAGUGGAAGACCUGUGUGGAGAGGCAACUGCUCCACACAGACCAGAGGUUGCUGGUGCUCCGUACCUUCUGUCUGCCACCUCUCAACUCUGCUGUCACCCUGCAUUUGGCUAUCCUACGGGGCCAAGAACUGGAGAGAGAGACAGAACGGUGCAUCUAUGUGUCUGCUCCCCUGGACCUUGGGCCUCAAAUCAGCUGUCAGAAGAACUGCCGACCAGUGAAAGCCGACCAAGAUGUUCUGCUCACCGUCACUGUGGGAGAUGAAACCCCAGUGGCCAUGUUCAACUGGUACUUAGAUGACACCUCACCAGAGAAGGCCCAGGGCCUCCCAGCAGCCUGCAGACUCAGAGGAUUUUGGCCACGAUCACUGACCCUCCUUCACAGCAACUCCUCUGUGCUGCUACUGAACAGCAGCUUCCUGCAGACCUGGGGACCUGUUAUUCACAUCCGGGUCACAGCACUGACCGGCCACGCCUACGGGGAGGACACCCACGUGAUCAGCAUGCUACCUCCACCUGAGGUGCCUGCCUGCAUGAUUGACCCUGAGGAAGGUUCUGUACUGACGAGCUUCGCCAUCUUCUGCAGCACCCCUACGGCUCCGGGCCCUGUGGAGUACUGCUUCUGUGUACAGUCAGGUUCCUGCCUCCACUGUGGCCCCGAACCAGCCCUUCCUGCUGUGUAUCUGCCACUUGGAGAAGAAAAGGAUGGCUUUGUCUUGACAGUGGUCAUCUCUGUCACCAAUCAGGCAGGGGACAGAGAGCAGACCCACGUGGCAGUUAAGGUGGGACACGAUGACACGGGUGUUGAAGAUGUGACAUUCCAGGAGACUGUGUCAGAGAGAAUCACCACAGCUCUGUACCACGAGCAUGGCCAUGAAGAGCUUCUCCUGUUGGCCAAGGCUGUGUCCUCUGAACUCAACAAGGAGGACCAGGGCCCAGGCUCUGGGCAACUCAGAAUGGACAUCAAGCGGAAGGUCAGAGAGCUCGUGCUGAGAUCACUGUUCACGGUCACCACCUGCCUUGAGAACAUGCAGAGGGUCCAGGCUUUGGCUGAGGCGCUGAGAGAGGUGACUCAUCACAGUGAGGAGCUCACCCCUGUGGCCCAGUGGGAGGCCAGCCAGGCUCUGCAGCGUAACACUGAAGCCCUGUUGGCAGCCAAGGUUCAUCCCAAGGAUCAGAGACGCCAGGAAGCCACGAGAGCCAUGUUCGAGGCUGUGGGGAAUGUUCUGAAAGCUUCCCUCAGCCACGGAUCAGAUGAGCCUGCAGAGGCCAACAGCAGCCAGGCUCACAUUGUGGCCCAGCUGCUUCAGGUGGUAGACCAUUUGCAGAGUGCCCUCCUGCUGGGGACAUUGCCAGGAGGCCUUCCCGCCAUCUUGGCCACCUCCUCCGUCUCUGUGUACACAGACAGAAUACAGCCAGGGAGUUGGCAAGGCUCUUCGGUGCACACUACUGCCGCGGACUCUGUGAUCUUCACCCUGCCUGCCGCCAGCUUCCUCUGCCCCACGGAGGACAGCCAAGAGCCUGUGGACAUAAGGAUGAUGAGUUUCUCACAGAACCCCUUCCCUUCCCGAAGCCAAUUUGAUGUCAGCGGAACUGUCGGUGGACUUCGGCUGACCAGCUCCAGUGGCCGUCCCAUCCCAGUGAAGAACCUGUCACAGAACAUCGAGAUCUUGCUGACCCGGAUUUCAACACGCAUCAAGCCAAAGACACUGAGCUUGGCCACCGGUGACGCUCUGUCAGUGAAUGUGACAGCAGGGGAUGCAGCUCUCGGGAUCCAGCUGCACUGGGGACCUGGAGUCGCACUCACACUCAGCCUGGGCUAUGGCUACCAUCCCAAUGAGACCGGCUAUGACGCCCAAACACGCCUGCCUGCUGUGGCCGACGCAGGUGAUCUUCCCACAUGGAUCCUAUACCCAGAGGACUUGCCCUUUGGAGAAGGAAUCUACUAUUUGAGGGUGGUCCCCAAGGAUGAUCUGGAGUCUACCUCUGGCAGGAACCUCACAGUUGGCAUUACCACCUUCCUGGCACAUUGUGUCUUCUGGGAUGAAGCCCAGGGGACCUGGGACAGCUCUGGGUGCCGGGUGGGCCCACAAACCACCACCUCCCAGACACACUGCCUUUGCAACCACCUCACCUUCUUCGGAAGCACGUUCCUGGUGCUGCCCAAUGCCAUCGACGUCCGCCAGACUGCUGAGCUCUUCGCUACCUUUGAGGACAACCCCGUGGUGGUUACCACAGUGGGCUGCCUCUGCAUGGUCUACGCGCUGGUAGUGAUCUGGGCCAGGAGAAAAGACAUACAGGAUCAGGCCAAGGCAAAAGUCAUAGUUCUGGAGGAUAAUGAUCCCUUUGCUCAGUACCACUACCUGGUGACAGUCUACACCGGACAUCGACGAGGGGCAGCCACAUCUUCAAAGGUGACUCUCACCCUGUACGGCUCAGAUGGAGAGAGUGAGCCCCACCACCUGUCAGACUCUGAUGCUGCAGUGUUUGAGCGAGGAGGGGUCGAUGUCUUCCUGCUUUCCACUCUGUUCCCCCUGGGAGAACUGCAGAGCCUCAGGCUGUGGCAUGACAACUCUGGGGACCGGCCGUCAUGGUAUGUGAGUCGGGUGCUGGUCUAUGAUCCUGUGGUGGACCAGAAAUGGUAUUUCCUCUGCAACUCGUGGCUGUCCAUCGAUGUUGGAGACUGUGUCCUGGACAAGGUGUUUCCUGUGGCCACAGAGCAGGACAGGAAGCAGUUCAGUCACCUGUUUUUCACUAAAACCUCCACGGGCUUCCGGGAUGGACACAUCUGGUACUCAGUCUUCUGUAACUCCACUCGGAGCAGCUUCACACGUGUGCAGAGGGUGUCCUGUUGCUUCUCGAUGCUUCUCUGCACCAUGCUGACCAGCAUCAUGUUCUGGGGGAUCCCUAAGGACCCAGCUGAGCAGAAGAUGGACUUGGGCAAAAUUGAGUUCACUUGGCAGGAGGUGAUGAUCGGGUUGGAGAGCUCCGUCCUUAUGUUCCCCAUCAAUCUCCUGAUUGUCCAGAUCUUUCGGAACACCCGACCUCGUCUCCUGAUGGAGAAGGAUGGGAAACGGAAACAGGGACCCCCUCACCCGACUCCCUUACCGCAGCCCACGGAGGAGGGACUUCUGACACCUGAAACACUGACCAAGGGUAUACAGAAUCUCAUCAGCUCACUGUUUAAAGCCCUGAAGGUGCCGCCCCCAGCCUCAGGCUGGGACUCUACAAACCAGAUGGACAUUAACUCCCUCCUCGCUUUAAUGGAGGACAUAGUCUCUCCAGAGAGCACAACAGGACAGGAGUUCUGGGAGGAAGCCAGAGGGAGAGAGGACCCUCUCACCUUCACACAUGGGUCUGUUAAACCGGAAGAGAACCCAUGGCACCCGGGGCCCCGGCUGGCGGUGAGCGACCUUUGGAAGGACAGCAUCUACAGGCCAUGUCUCUACAUUCGGCUGGAGCGUGUAGAGAGGAAGCUGCGACUGGUGGGGCCCCAAGGCUUCCGGCAUCCUCACAGCCAUGCCCAGACCCUCAGGCAGCUACAUGUCCUGAAGGGCCACCUCUGGGGACAGCCUGGUAUCCCGGCACUAGCAUAUACCAGCACUCCUUGGGCCAGCAAAUGCCCUGGCUGCCUGCCCUGGUGGUGUGUCCUAGUGGGCUGGCUCCUGGUGGCGACCACCAGUGGGGUGGCAGCCUUCUUCACCAUACUGUACGGCCUGCACUAUGGAAGGGCCAGCUCCCUCAAGUGGCUCAUCUCCAUGGCUGUGUCCUUUGUGGAGAGUGUGUUCAUCACCCAGCCCCUGAAGGUGCUGGGCUUUGCUGUUUUCUUUGCGCUGGUUUUGAAGAGAGAGGAUGAUGAAGAGACCUUACCUUUACUUCCGGGACAUCUGUCUAGCCCAGGUCCCCAUGUCUUGUCCCAAUCACGGAGGCGCAGCAGCAGGGAUGCUUACCGGCCUCCUCCCGCUGCUGCCAUUGAGAAGAUGAAAACCACACGCCUCAAGGAGCAGAAAGCAUUUGCUCUCAUCAGAGAGAUCCUGGCUUACCUGGGCUUCCUGUGGAUGCUGCUGCUGGUGGCCUACGGGCAAAGGGACCCCGGUGCUUACCACUUCAACAGACAUCUGGAACGGAGCUUCACUCAAGGCUUUUCAGCUGUUUUGGACUUCAGAGGGUUCUUCGAAUGGGCCAACACCACUCUUGUGAAGAACCUAUAUGGUCAUCACCCAGGCUUUGUCACCGACGGGAACUCCAAGUUGGUUGGCAGUGCCCACCUUCGCCAAGUAAGGGUCCGAGAAAGCUCUUGCGCUGUUGCCUGGCAGUUACAGGGUUCUUUUGAUGGAUGCCGUGCGCCAUAUUCCCUGGAUGCUGAAGACCUGGCAGACUAUGGAGAAGGCUGGAAUGCCUCUGCCCACAAUAGCAGCGAUGGCUUCCCUAAGGUGUGGCAGUACCAGAGCCAGAGCCGACGCCAGGGUUAUCCCACGUGGGGCAAACUUACCGUGUAUCGGGGAGGAGGCUAUGUGGUCCCCUUGGGGACUGAUCAUCAAAGUGCCUCAAGGAUUCUCCAGUACCUCUUUGACAAUAGAUGGCUGGACACCCUGACCAGAGCGCUGUUUGUGGAGUUCACUGUUUACAACGCCAAUGUUAAUCUGUUCUGCUGUGUCACACUCACACUGGAGACCAGUGGCCUGGGUACCUUCUUCUCACACGUGACCCUGCAGAGCCUACGCCUGUACCCCUUCACGGAUGGCUGGCACCCCUUCGUGGUGGCGGCUGAGCUCGUUUAUUUCCUCUUCCUCUUCUACUACAUGGUGGAGCAGGGCAAGCUCAUGAGGAAGCAGAAGUGGGGUUACUUUUGCAGCAAGUGGAAUCUUCUGGAGCUGGCCAUCAUCCUGGCCAGCUGGAGCGCCCUCGUGGUGUUUGUAAAGAGAGCCAUCUUGGCUGACCGUGACCUCCAGCACUACCGGAAGAACAGGGGCGAAGGGGUCAGUUUCAGCGAGACGGCAGCGGCUGAUGCUGCGCUUGGUUACGUCAUCGCCUUCCUCGUCCUGCUGUCCACAGUGAAGCUUUGGCACCUGCUCAGGUUGAAUCCCAAAAUGAACAUGAUCACGUCAGCACUGCGCCGUGCCUGGGGUGACAUCUCAGGCUUUGUCACCGUCAUUCUUACCAUGCUCCUGGCUUACUCCAUUGCGUCACAUUUAAUAUUUGGUUGGAAACUCCGUUCCUACAAAACCCUCUUUGAUGCGGCAGAAACAAUGAUCAGCCUUCAGCUGGGGAUCUUCAACUAUGAAGAGGUCCUGGACUACAGCCCAGUUCUUGGCUCCCUCCUCAUUGGGUCCUGCAUAGUCUUUAUGACAUUUGUGGUACUGAAUCUGUUUAUCUCUGUCAUUCUGGUGGCCUUUAGCGAGGAGCAAAAGUCUGACCAGCUCUCAGAGGAAGGAGAGAUUGCGGACUUGCUCCUGAUGAAAAUCCUCAGCUUUCUGGGCAUCAAAUGUAAAAGGGAAGAGACUUGGAGCAGCAGUGAGCAGCCGGAGUUGUCCCCUAACACUCCAUCCCUUCAGCCAGCACAAGCUUUGCCCGGGAUUUAA